AUGUCACAGGAGAAAAAGCAGUCUGGCACAGACAAGAAGGAAGGCCAGGAGAAACAGCAGAGUGCCAUCCCAGAGGCAGAUCGCAUGAUUGAUAUCAUCCUCAACGCCACCAAAACCGUCGCUUCCAGUCCCAAGCUCCUUGUUGUGGUCCUCGGGCUUUUCGUUGUUUGGUUUGUGUUUGGGAAGCUGGGCGCCUGGACUGUUGCCUUGGUCGAUAUGGGAGUCCGCCUUUGGUACACUGCCACUCAAGGGUGGGUAGACACGAUCGAGGAAGCCUUCAAACCGUUCUUUCCAUGUACCACUGGACUGUCGACAUCGACAGCGCACGAAGCGCGCUUGGACGUGUCACAAUCUCCACCAUGGGAAAAGACAUAUUUUGCACAAGCUCAGUUUCGGUGA
Messenger RNA from Exophiala xenobiotica, 399 nucleotides. RefSeq lists its product as uncharacterized. NCBI's taxonomy places the organism in Eukaryota, Fungi, Ascomycota, Eurotiomycetes, Chaetothyriales, Herpotrichiellaceae. The transcript has a single exon. Bases 1 to 399 code for a protein of 132 amino acids. The record is from RefSeq and is a predicted model, not a curated record.